CUGGGGACGCCUCCAGCACUUAGCUCUGGACUGUGGAAUGUUUCCACAUAAGAUCUAUAUCUAGAUCUAGAUUUGGUUCUAUAUAAAUUGUUCUUCAGUCAUUUUUUAACAGCUUUAAUCGACUUGAGAUAGUGGUAAAGAAGCUAUUUAGGACUGACUUUUUCCAAUGCAGUAGUACCACUAGGACUAUGCCUGUCUAGUUCACCACCCGUUUCCCCCCUAACAUAUUCCCUCUGUCAUCCUGCGUCAACAAAACGCUAACAGGCAGCUUCAAAGGAAGUGUCUGUGACAAUAGAGACAAUUCAAUAAAGGCUGCCUGGCUGGAUGAGAACAGUCAGACAUGAGUGAAUUUCUCAGUGCAGAAUUUGUGGAGCGACACAUCGUCUCUCUUCCCAACCAACUUAUUCCUGAGCCAUGGAAUCUGGAGAGACAUGGAGUUUUUUACACUCUGGACUUGAAAAUGUGCCAGUUGAAAACUUUUGACUUCGAUUUCAGAUGGGGAGAUGACAGUGUGCCAGCACCACGGCUUUCUUCUGUCCUGGAAACCCCAAGCAAAAUUGUUCGCCUGGAUGUCUCGUUGAAUGAGUUAACUUCCCUCUCUCAUGAUGGGCUUCUCCCUUUCCGCAACCUACGAGCUUUGGACGCUUCACUGAACCAGCUCAAAUACUUCCAGGGUGUGGAAGUGUUGCGUAACCUGUACAGCCUGAACCUAUCCCACAACAACCUGCGGAACGUGGAUGGGUUGUUACAGAGCCAGUCGCUGGGAGAGUUGAACCUCAGCAACAACAACAUCAGUGACAUCUCUGCCAUCCCGAGCCUUGUCAACCUACGUGUCUUCAACAUCAGCAAUAACAAAUUGGAAAAUCUUGAAGGAGUCUCUUCUUUUCCACGUCUUGAGGACAUCAAUGCAAGCAAUAAUUUACUGAGAGAAUUGGUCCCUCUCACAAGUUGUCUCCAGCUCCGAGUGGUCACUGCCUCAAACAACAGGGUUAAGGACCUGGACUCUGUGCUCCGACUGGUUUCCCAGCAACGUCAUAUGCAAGUUCUCAACCUCAGUUAUUUCAGGGCAAUGGAAAGAGAUCGCACAUAUCAGUCGGAUAUUCUGAGAGCUGCCAACCUCAUGACCCUCGACAAUGUUUCAGUUCGACCUAUGCCUCCUGAGGCGGAAGAUCGACAGCGACAUGCUGGAAACAUGAACACUCUACAAGGUGCUGCCAAGCAAGCUUUUGAUGAGAGAAUGAGAGUAGCUAAAGACAGAAUGGAGGAAAAUAUAAGCUUUUUACAGAGAAGGAUCCUGUCAAUUCAGAAUGAGUACAAGGAAUUUGAAGCAAAACUUAAGGCAGAUCUCGAAGCUUGUUUACGCUACCUUUCAUCCCUGAGCGAUGCAGAACUUGCCUCGGGCGGCCGUACAACCAUCGGGGCGACACUGCCACCAGGACAAAGCUUCUAUGAGCCUCCAGAUGCUGACACAUACAGAUCUCGAGGAACUCGGAACGACCGCGUUGCAGACUCCAAGGCUGACUACAGUAAUGUCCGGGAGACGGAUGAGCUUCUGCGCUGUGCUUUCAAGGAACUGGCUAAACAGAAAGACAAAAGUAUGCACAUCUGACCACAUUUGUACACACCAAACCAAGGCCUUGAUUUUCAAGACCUGUCUGCAGUUUUGGAGUCUGAGCUGUGAAGACAAAGAUGGAGGAAAUAACGUGGAUCGGUGUGGUCUGAAUUGAUCUCUGCUAAUGUUGAAAAACUAUAUGGUGGGUGCAUAUAUUGUAUAUAUAAGAAUAUGUAAUUCUAGCCAUUUUGGUUUAUAAUCAGAGCUGCUGAGAACCCAGCUGGUUACAAUUGUAGCGCUUUGUUGAUGCAUGUUGAAAUCUUCCUAAAACCUUAGAGUAAUCGGUUCACUGUCUUUCAGGUGCACUUAACAGUCUUUGAUUUUCUUUGUUUCUAUUGCUGAAGGAUUUUAUAGGUGCAGAGGAAACGGAAUAAAACAUUUUGUCAGCAGCAUUCUCCAAUCGCCCAAAUCAGUUUCUGUUUUUAUUUCAGGUAAAAUUCCUGAAAAAAGCCAUUGGUUAAGGGUGAAUUAUAAAGCAGAAAAACCAAAAAAACUGUGGCACUGUGGAAUGAAGCUGACAAUUUGUAAAACAAACAAAAACCUAUUAUGAGCUAAUCACCUCUUCCAAAGCAAAGAUUUGUGAUGGUUUCCUCUGAUUGGAUUUAACUGGAUCAGUGGACAGUCAUGGAAGCUUCAAAGAAAAUGAACGAAAAGGUUUUUAUUGUAAAUUUGAACCUGUUCGUUUAUUAACAUUGUGAGGCAGCGCGGUGGAAUCAGGCUCUCGUCAAUUUUUGGGCAUGUAGAGUUAUUGGUAUCAUCGUAAA
Messenger RNA from Aplysia californica (California sea hare), 2376 nucleotides. RefSeq lists its product as uncharacterized. Gene Ontology annotation, molecular function: protein binding. The record is from RefSeq and is a predicted model, not a curated record. Bases 341 to 1609 code for a protein of 422 amino acids. NCBI's taxonomy places the organism in Eukaryota, Metazoa, Mollusca, Gastropoda, Aplysiida, Aplysiidae. The transcript is spliced from 12 exons.